AUGCGUUUUUUUCAGGAAAUACCGGGAAUGACUGUCGGUGUUUCUAAAGAUGUAAGACACGAGAUUCGAACUACUUCCAAUCAAAACUUUACUCAUUUAUUUCGUAGAUUUUGCUCCUCCAGCAGUGUCAAAUUGGAAAAUUGCAAUUCGGUGGAGGAUAAGGUCAGAUUCAAAAGGAGGAAAAGAUUAUUUUGCAACAUUUGUAAGCCAACCGCAUCGUGCUGUCGGGAUGCUCCUGGUGGACUGGAUAUUCCUGGCCGGUCUUGGGGUCUCCAUGGCUGUGCUUUCGCUGAUACUGGACUACGGGAUCAUGUGACAGUGAUGGAAAUUUUCAACAUUACCAAAUAUGAGACAACUAACACUUUGAUGACUUACGCAGCUUGGUUAAUUUACACGAUGGUACUGCUAAUGCUCUCUACAACUAUCGUGCAUUACCUGUCCAUCAAUGCGAUGGGAUCCGGUAUACCUGAGGUGAAGACAAUACUGCAAGGUGUGCAUCUCGAGAAACAUUUAACAUUUCGUACUUUGAUAUCCAAAUUAAUCGGUUUGAUGCUUGCGAUUGGAAGCGGUUUUCCGAUUGGUAAAGAGGGACCUUUUGUGCAUAUGGGUUCCAUAGUGGCACAUUUGAUGAGACGUUUGGUAGAAGGUAUUAAGCCUGCUUAUGCAAACGAGUCCAGAAGUUACGAGUUGCUUGCUGCAGGAUGUGCUGCAGGUGUUGCUGCAACAUUUUCUGCACCUGUUGGAGGAGUUCUCUUCUCAAUUGAAGUGACAACGGCAUAUUUCGCGGUUCGCGAUUACUGGCGCGGAUUCUUUGCGGCUGCCUGCGGUGCAGCAACAUUUUCACUUCUGCGAUUGUGGAUUAAUCCAUUUGAAGUGACAGUGGCAGCACUUUUCCAAACAAAAUUCAGGCAUCUAUCGUAUUACCCCGAGGAACUGCUCAUUUUCGCAUGCAUCGGCGGUAUAUGUGGCUUAGCUGGUGCACUGUUCAUUCUCAUACACCGUCGAUAUGUGUUGUUCCUUCGAAGGAAUAACUUUAUGAAGCGACUCUUUCAAAGACAUUGGAUAGUUUACCCGCUUACGAUCUCAAUCCUUUAUUCAACCAUAACAUAUCCACAUGGUUUAGGACAAUACCUCACUGGACAGACUGUGUUUGCACGCUCAUUACGUGAUUUUUUUGCCAACUGCACAUGGCACGUGAACCCAUUACACGUAGAAGCAUGCAGUGAAUUUUUAGUAAUGCGUUGGAAAAUACACGACUCAGUGUUCAUUGAACUCGGAGUUUUUAUCGUUGCUUUCUACUUUCUGGUAAUCGUUUCGAGCACAUUACCAGUCCCAGCAGGUAUCUUCAUGCCAGCAUUCGUUAUCGGCGCAGCAAUCGGUCGUUUCAUCGGGGAACUGAUGGCACUUGGCUAUCCGAACGGUUUCCGUAACGAUCGGCAAUUACUAAUUCUUCCCGGCAUCUAUUCAGUUGUUGGUGCGGUAUCGUUUUGUGGAGCGGUAACACAUACGGUUUCUGUUUCCGUAAUCGCUUUCGAAUUAACCGGUCAACUGUUACACAUACUUCCUGUCAUGAUAGCAGUGCUGCUGUCAAAUAUUGUGUGCUCAUCACUUCAGCCUUCAUUCUUCGACAGUAUUAUCAAAAUCAAACACUUACCAUACUUUCCAGAUAUUCCAAAAUCUACCUCAUGGGUUCAUGAAAUACGUGUAGAGCAAAUCAUGGUAAAAAAUGUGAAAUUCUUAACGAAACAAAGUACUUAUUACGAACUUCAAGAGUUACUUACCACUACACACAAGUUAAUGGCGUAUCCAUUGGUCGACGAUCCAUCAUCGAUGAUAUUGCUGGGAUCGGUAAGUCGAGAAAAUCUGCUUUGUUUACUGAAUCAGAUCGUAGGGGAUGAAGCUCGACAUGCCGAAUAUUUGCGAAGAAUGCAAUCAAAGAACCAGUUUCAAACCAUGGAAGAUGGAGCUUGUAAAGAUGGAUCUCUUGUUAAUUUCUCCAUUGCGUCGGUUUUUCCAAAAAUUUCAUUUGCGGAAAUCGAGAAACAUGUAAAUACGGAUGAGAUGCAACGAUCACGGACCGGAUCACUAGAAUUGGGCAUCAAUCGAGAGCCGAAAUUGAAGACAUCAAUGAGUGAGUACGAUAUGCGAGAAUCUAAGGAGAGAGAGGAGAAGCGUAGUUUGAAUCAAAUGGGACAAUUGCAUCCCGGACAUGACUUUCGUGAAACUCUUGGCAGUAUGUUCGAAAAAAUUACGCAAACAUUUCGUACUAGGAAAAGAGAAGAAUUGGAAGAUUUAAAUCGAGAAGAACGUCAAAUCUGGGAAAAAGAGCAGCUCAGUAAAGGAAUUGAUUAUUCUUAUACGACAAUCGACCCUGCACCUUUUCAAUUAGUGGAAGAUACGUCGCUGUACAAAGUACAUUCGAUCUUUUCGUUACUUGGCAUACGUCGAGCUUACGUCACUAAGUGUGGUGUCCUCGUAGGUGUCGUGGCUGCAAAAGAGAUAGCAUCAGCAAUUGAACGGAUACAAGCGGGGACUCUCACCGCGGUCACAAAACGACCCGAGGAGGACGAGUACGACAGAAAGAGCGCCACCGAAGCAAUGUUUGACUUCGUGGAAAGUAGUGAAAGUGACACUGACAACGAAGAUAUCAUUUUACCAAGAGUAGAAUUUGACAAAACUACGAGCAGUGAAAUUCUGGAGGCAAAAUUUGCAGCACUGCGAGCUUCAAUUGGAAGAGAAACAUUAACUGAAGAUCGUCGGAAGAGCUAUCCACAUUUUCCGGGAAAAUCUUGUCGAAGUUUUCGGGUACCGAGAUAUGGCAGAAAGAGUUGUGACAUAAUCCUGGAAAAACUGGCAAAUAUGGAUGACCAGUUAGCAAAACAAAACUUUGGUCGCAUGAUCGAAAAAUCCAAAAGAUUUCGAGAUUCGGUCUCUGAAUCUGCAUUAUCGAAAAUUUCUUCUCGGGAAAGAUCGAGCUCAGGCAGUCCAAAUGACCAAUGCAUUAUGUCACCUGACCAAAACUUCGACACGUAUCCAAAAGAGUCUUGUAGUAAUGAAUCAAAUCCAGUGGCGGGGACUUCUGCGCCGCAACAAAGUGCUGUACAAUCGUGUUUUAGUUCCAGUUUAAGUGCUAUGCAUGAUUUGUUUAUUAGGAGUGACCCAAGAUGUGAAACAGGUAGUCCUGUUAACGUCACCACUACCGUCAUGGAAUGCUUUCCGGAACAAAAUUCAUCAACAAGAUUUGUCAAAUCGGAUGCGAAUGCAACAUCCGUGUUAAAGGAUGAAGAAAAACAAUCCGUAACAUUGCCUGACAAUUCUUUUAGUUAA
Messenger RNA from Brugia pahangi, 3327 nucleotides. NCBI's taxonomy places the organism in Eukaryota, Metazoa, Nematoda, Chromadorea, Rhabditida, Onchocercidae. The record is from the annotation of a GenBank genome assembly.